Orcinus orca (killer whale) is the source of this 2479-nucleotide messenger RNA. It is a transcript of the gene RTN4RL2, whose product is annotated as reticulon 4 receptor like 2. The coding region runs from base 585 to 1847 and encodes 420 amino acids. Gene Ontology annotation, molecular function: protein binding. NCBI's taxonomy places the organism in Eukaryota, Metazoa, Chordata, Mammalia, Artiodactyla, Delphinidae. The transcript has 3 exons. The record is from RefSeq and is a predicted model, not a curated record. Gene Ontology annotation, cellular component: plasma membrane.
CCCUUACACUACCGCACACCCCCCCCCCGGAAGGGAUUUCUCUAGAAGCGUGGCGCCGUGAAGGCGAUCGAACACAGUCCUCCGGAUCCCCCAAGAAAGAGAGGGGGCCUGGAUGGAGGGGGCUAGAAAGCGGCUCCCGCCUCCUAGUGGCCAGGAAGCGGUUAAAUCGGCAAAGCUAGGAAGCGAGGGAGGAGCCAGCGAGUGCGUGAAGGAGGGGGGUGGCUGGGAAGAGCAUCCUCGCUGUCCCCACUCUCCCUCGGCGAGCAGCCGGCGCGCACGGACCGACGGACUGACGGACACCGCGCGCUGCCUGCGGUGCUGGGGGGCGCGGGCACCGGGCAUCGACGGCCAGCUCGAACCCCGUCCCGCCGCGCCCCACCCCGUCCCGUCGGGGCCGAUGGCUCCUCACGAGGUUCGCAGCCCAGGUGGCGCAGGGUAGAGCGCCGCGGCCCGGCCACACAGCCCGGGGACUCCCGGGCCCUCCCGGAGCCCCGCGGAGUCCCCGCCGUCCGUCUGGCCGGCUCAGGGAGCGAGUGGGAGCGCCCUCCCUCCCCGCCGCCCCCUCCCCCGAGCGUCGAGACAAGAUGCUGCCCGGGCUCAGGAGCCUGCUGCAAGGUCCCGCCCCGGCCUGCCUCCUGCUGAUGCUCCUGGCCCUGCCCCCAGCUGCCCCCAGCUGCCCCAUGCUCUGUACCUGCUACUCGUCCCCGCCCACCGUGAGCUGCCAGGCCAACAACUUCUCGUCGGUGCCGCUGUCCCUGCCGCCCAGCACGCAGCGCCUAUUCCUGCAGAACAACCUCAUCCGCACGCUGCGGCCCGGCACCUUCGGGCCUAACCUGCUCACUCUGUGGCUCUUCUCCAACAACCUCUCCGCCAUCUAUCCGGGCACCUUCCGCCACCUGCAGGCGCUCGAGGAGCUGGACCUCGGCGACAACCGGCACCUGCGCUCUCUGGAGCCCGACACCUUCCAGGGCCUGGAGCGGCUGCAGUCGCUACAUCUGUACCGCUGUCAGCUCAGCAGCCUGCCGGGCAACAUCUUCCGCGGCCUGGUCAGCCUGCAGUACCUCUACCUCCAGGAAAACAGCCUGCUCCACCUACAGGAUGACCUGUUCGCGGACCUGGCCAACCUGAGCCACCUCUUCCUCCACGGGAACCGCCUGCGGCUGCUCACGGAGCACGUGUUCCGCGGCCUGGGCAGUCUGGACCGGCUGCUGCUGCACGGGAACCGGCUGCAGGGCGUGCACCGCGCGGCCUUCCGCGGCCUCAGCCGCCUCACCAUCCUCUACCUGUUCAACAACAGCCUGGCCUCGCUGCCGGGCGAGGCGCUCGCUGACCUGCCGGCGCUGGAGUUCCUGCGGCUCAACGCCAACCCCUGGGCGUGCGACUGCCGCGCGCGGCCGCUCUGGGCCUGGUUCCAGCGCGCGCGCGUGUCCAGCUCCGACGUGACGUGCGCCACGCCCCCGGAGCGCCAGGGCCGCGACCUGCGCUCCCUCCGCGAGGCCGACUUCCAGGCCUGCCCGCCCGCCGUGCCCACGCGGCCCGGCAGCCGCGCCCGCGGCAACAGCUCGUCCAACCACCUGUACGGGGUGGCCGAGGCCGGGGCGCCCCCCGCCGACCCCUCCACCCUCUACCGAGACCUGCCAGCCGAAGACCCGCGGGGGCGCCAGGGCGGGGACGCCCCCACCGAGGACGACUACUGGGAGAGCUACGGGGGCGAGGACCAGCGGGGCGAGCAGACGUGCCCCGGCGCUGCCUGCCAGGCGACCCCGGACUCCCGCGGCCCCGCGCUCUCGGCCGGGCUCCCCACCCCUCUGCUUUGCGUCUUGCUCCUGGUCCCCCACCACCUCUGACUGCGGUGCUGAGACUGAAGAGGCCGGUGUGUCUCGCUCCCCCUCUUCCCUCAUCCCCAUCCCCAGCUGCGGCUCCGGCCCCAGUCCCCGCCCUCUGGCCCUGCGGCCUUGCUGCCUUCUUUCCGCUCCCAGCUCCUCUCUUCCCCUGGGACCAGGCCACCUCUCCCUGCCUCCCAGGCUGCUGGCUUAUGGCAGCCCCAGGAGGACACAUCUGGUGGCUCAGCCCUGUUCUCCCCGACUCUGGCCGUUAACCCGUUCCCAUCCCAAGGCUGGGGUGGGCACCCCAGGCAGCCGCUGACCACUUCUCCCAGUGCCCACAGUGGACUCGGGACGGGCUUUGUCUGCAGAGCAUCUUCCACCAGCAGAGCCUUUGGAAGCUCCCGGGAAGGGAGCCCUGCCCAGGAGCCCUUUGGAGGGAUGCUUCAGUCGGGGCCAGGCCAACCCUAGGCCCCUGCUUAUCCUAGCACCCCUCAACCUCCCGACACUGGAGAAAUACUUUUCUCCUGUCUACCUUGGACACUUUUUAGGGUGCCUGGAGAGAGCUUUCCUCUCCACCGUGGCCCCUGUGUGGUGAAGAUCAACAGAAGUUGUUUGGGAAAAAAAAAAAUUUAUUAAAAAAUUCUAUUAUUUUA